Molecule: messenger RNA, 2311 nt
Organism: Echinops telfairi (small Madagascar hedgehog)
Lineage: Eukaryota; Metazoa; Chordata; Mammalia; Afrosoricida; Tenrecidae
Gene: DOK7
Product: docking protein 7
Exons: 6
Coding region: 35-1441 (468 amino acids)
Biological process (GO): positive regulation of protein tyrosine kinase activity; neuromuscular junction development
Molecular function (GO): protein kinase binding
Source: RefSeq, a predicted model, not a curated record
GCGCAAGCCGUCGCCCGUGGCAGACUGCCUGCUGAUGCUGGUGUACAGAGACAAGUCAGAGCGCAGCAAGGGCCUGAGGGAGCGUUGCAGCCUGACCCUGGAGGACAUCUGCGGCCUGGACCCUGGCCUGCCCUACGAGGGCCUGACCCACACUCUGGCCAUCGUCUGCCGCGCCCAGGCCGUCAUGCUGGGCUUCGAGAGCCGAGAGGCCAUGUGUGCCUGGGAUGCCCGCAUCCGCUACGCGCUCGGCGAGGUGCACAGGUUCCACGUCACGGUGGCCCCUGGUACACAGCUCCCCAGUGGCCCCGCCACUCUGCACCUGUGCAACGACAUCCUGGUGGUGGCCCGGGAUGUGCCCCCAGUUGUCACGGGGCAGUGGAAGCUGUCAGACCUGCGGCGUUAUGGGGCUGUGCCCAACGGCUUCAUCUUCGAGGGAGGGACCAGAUGUGGGUACUGGGCUGGAGUCUUCUUCCUGUCCUCGGCGGAGGGAGAGCGAAUCAGCUUCCUGUUUGACUGCAUCGUGCGCGGCGUCUCCCCCACCAAGGGCCCCUUCGGGCUGCGGCCCGUGCUUCCAGACCCGAGCCCUACGGGGUCCGUGACCGUGGAGGAGCGCGCCGCGCAGGAAGCCUUGCAGCUAGAGAAGCGGCUCAGCCUCCUCUCUCAUCCCGCGCGGCCCGGCAGCCGAGGGGAUGACCGGAGCCUGUCCAGCUCGUCCUCUGAGGCCAGCCACUCGGACGUCAGUGCCGCCGGCAGCCGACUGACCCCGUGGCCGGAGCCUUCCUCUUCUGCCAGCACGUCCCAGGAGGGCCCGGCGCCCGGAGCUGCGAGGGCCCUGCACCUGGGCGAGGCCGCGUCCUCGGGCGAGGUGGUCCCGGGCACCUCCCAGUCUGGGCCCCCCAAGCCGCUGCGGCCCCGGCAGCUGCAGGAUGUCGGCCGCCAAGGCUCCUCGGACAGCGGCAUCGCCACCGGCAGUCACUCGUCCUGCUCAGGCAGCUUCUCGUCCUAUGCGGGCAGCAGCCUGGAGGUGUGGCCGUCCCCCGAGGAAUUCGGCUCCCUGCUCAGCCUGCCCCCCGCCGCCGGGGCGCCCGAACCCAGCCUGUGCGCGUGCCCGCCUGGCGCCACACCACGGGCGGCCGAGUACCAGGUGCCUGGCGCGCCCAGGCCGCACUACGACACUCCGCGCAGCCUGCGCCAGGUGCCCAGGGACCAGGCCACGCCGAGUAGCCCCGAGGAGGGCGCAGCCGCCGCUCGCCCCAGCACUGCUACCGCCGGGGACUCUGCGGGGUGUCCCUCCGGCUGGCCGGGCACGGAAGUGCGGGGCCCGGCAACCGAGGUGUCAGGUGAACCCUGGGAGGCGGCCGCCCCGCCUGCGGGGCCCAGCCCGGCUAGCUUCUCCGCCUGCCCGGUGUGUGGAGGAUUCAAGGUAAGGCCUCCUCCCUGAGGGCCGCCGCCCUCCAGCCCUGGGGUCCGCUGGCCCUCGGGACUUGCUCUGGGCUGAGCAGUUGUUGGAAGGCCCUGGCUUCCUGCGCCGUCGAGGGGAGGCACCCUGGACCAUGCUAGGUGGACAUCUGGGGACAGCAGAGCCUAUUCCCAGGCUUCCUGGUUGCGCGCCAGGCACCCACCCUAGGACCCUCCGUGGGGCCUAGAGACUCCGUGCACCCCGCCUCCCCACGGCCUCCCAUUUUGGGGUGCUGGGGCUGCGAGGCUCUUUCGGGCAGCGUGGACGCAAUGCUCCACUGUCCACCUGAGUCCAAUCCAUACAUCUCCCAGGCCUCUCCUCCCCAACACUCGGCCUGAGACUGAGCCCCUCUUGCCCCUUCCGGGGGAGCCCAGCUCCCCACGAGGCUGAGUUCUGUGCAUGGCGCGCAGCGGCCUGGCUGGGAGGAAACUGACGCUUAGGGCAUGCAGGGCGCGGCCUCUGGGGUUCCCCGAGACCACUCACAGCGGUCCAGGCCCGGGCUUAACUGGGAAAGGCCACGGUGGGCAGGGCCCGGGGCCGGGGCUCUCCCUGCGGGGACCCUGCCGCCAGGCACCUGGCCCUGGGGAUGAGUGGAGGGUCUGGAAGGCAGGGCUCCACCGGGGCCACAGCGGAGUCUGGUUUGGGCGAGGGAGUGCCAGCCGCUCGGAUUGUUUGCCUUUGCGCAACACUUACACCCUGACACACGUGGGAGACCCCUUCAGUGUGGACGGCCUGGGCCCAGGCCCGCCAGCUCACCGUGAACACUCCACCCCCACCCCCACCCCUCCUGGCCCUUCUGCUGGGCGGGACGCUGUUUGUAAAGCCUUUGAGGAAAUAAAAUGCUCUUUUUAC